This is a messenger RNA of Trachymyrmex septentrionalis, 3596 nucleotides long. RefSeq names its product aminopeptidase Ey-like. Gene Ontology annotation, biological process: proteolysis; peptide catabolic process. Gene Ontology annotation, molecular function: metalloaminopeptidase activity; zinc ion binding; peptide binding. Gene Ontology annotation, cellular component: cytoplasm. The record is from RefSeq and is a predicted model, not a curated record. The transcript is spliced from 14 exons. NCBI's taxonomy places the organism in Eukaryota, Metazoa, Arthropoda, Insecta, Hymenoptera, Formicidae. The annotation marks the transcript as partial.
AUGACAUUCUUAAAGCUGUUACUAAAAAGCAAUUUAAUAUUUUUUGUUACAACUAUUGUUACCGGCGAAAAUUCGGAAAAUAGUCUGUUUAAUUAUCAUCUACCAUACAAUAUAAUAGCAUUGCAUUAUAAGAUACAACUAACACUUCCUAGGAUUGUCGAAAACUAUACUUUCUAUGGCGAAUCCAACAUUAAUAUUAUUGUACGUCAUCCUACGCAGGAAAUAAAUUUGCAUUCAGUGUUUGUAGACAUAAAUAAACAGGUUACAUUAUUUCAUGAAAUAUCAAAAAGGAUUUAUAAAUCGUCGGGUUAUACUUGUAAUUAUGGAUUGUUUACGUGUUCUUUUAAUUUUAAUGAUUUGAUAACGGUUGGGUCUUACAUGCUCAAACUGAAAUACAAUGGUACCAUAAGUGAUCGCGAAAAUGCUGAUGGCUUUAUCAUAACUUCAUAUAAAGAUGGUCAACGGAAUCUUAAGUGGAUGUAUUCAGCAGGUGACUUUCAGAAUACUGUCGGAGUGCAAUAUGUAUUUCCAGUUAUAAAUGAUUUAAUGUUUAAGGCCACAUUUGACAUCACCGUUGAUUAUCCUAAAAAUUAUACUGCUUUAUCAAAUAUGCCAGUAAUAAGCAGAAAGCACAUUAAAAAUCAUAUGAAGAGCGCACAUUUUCAUACUACUCCUGCAAUACAUCCCUAUCUUGUCGCAAUUAUAGUGGCCGAUUUGGACACACUUUAUACUAAGUCAGAAAAGGUUCCGCUGUUGUACAGAGAUUUAACAAUAGCAAGACAGCUGUAUUUUGCUUUGGACGUUGCUGAAACUACUACUAUGUACUUGAAAGAUCAAUAUUUCCAGAAUUGUACGUUGAAUGAUUAUAUACCACAAACGAAUUAUGUAGCAAUUCCAUACUAUCGAGAUGACGGCUUGCCAAAUUGGGGAAUUGUUUUUUAUAGUCAAGAAGCUAUUAGCUAUCUUAAUGAAUGGAAUUCUAUUCAGCGCAAGACAGAAGUUGCAGCCUUAGUAGCACGUAAAGUGGCAAAUCAAUUUCUUAAUAAAAUCACCUUAUCUAGUUGGUCUGACAUGUGGAUAAACGAAGGCAUUGCAACGUUUUUGGGAACGCAUGUCGUCGACAAGAUUUUCACAGAUCUUCAAAUGAUGGAUUUAUUCGUAGUUAGGACUCGAUGUGAAUCUCUUCGUUUGGAAUCUGUCACUAAUAUGCCACCUGUUGUAUUUCAAAUUAAAGAACCCUAUGACGUCAAAUUAUUUGGUUCUUUCCGUUACAAUAAAGGUAAAAAUCUAAAUUUAUUGUAUAUUUUAAUCAUUGUAGCGUUCGCUUUAUUGCGCAUGUUAUAUCAUAUAAUUUCCGACGAGGUAUUUCAUAAGAGUAUCUGCAAUUAUUUAAACAACCAAGUAGAUCAUAUCAACAAUAUCGGAGAAUUGCAUUCCAGCAAUGUUGCAUUGACAUUGGAAACGUUGCACCAAUGUUGCUGUAACUUACUAUGCUGUAAUAGCGAUGUGCCCGUUGAAUCAACAUCUGCCAACAAUUUAUGGGCCGUUAUGCAAACUAUUCUGAAUGAAUCCAAUAACAAAACUGGACUUAACAUAACAAAGAUGAUGAACUUUUGGAUAACACAACAUAAAUAUCCUAUAUUAAAAGUGACACGAAAUUAUGGUGAUGGUCGCACGGUAAUAUGGACAGAUAUGCAUAAUAUGUCUAAACGGCACGAAUGGUGGAUACCUGUGACCUACACUACGGAAACGAAUCUUAAUUUUAACAUUGCACCUUUCGUCCAAAAAUGGAUAACCUGUGAACAGUUUUUUGUAUACUUACCAUCAAUUAAUUUGAAUGAUUGGAUUAUAGUCAACUUACAACAACUUGGAUAUUAUCGUGUCAUGUACGAUAAGGAAAAUUGGAUAAGACUUGCAAGCUAUCUAAAUUCGUAUAAAUAUAAUAAGAUACAUGUUAUAAAUCGUGCGCAAAUCGUUGAUGAUGCAUAUCACUUUUUGAUAACGAAACAACUUGAUUUUGAUAUGUUUAAAGAACUUACAAUAUAUCUAUCACAAGAAACAGAUUAUAUAGCAUGGUAUCCUAUGUUUUACAUGUUUAGAACUACGUUAAAUCAUUCAAAUAUAUUUUCACAUCCAGAAGCUACACCUAUCAAGGAACAUAUGCGAAAUAUCUUGCACAAUCUUCUUAAAAAGAAGAUUGGAUAUGUCAAUCUAGUUAGUGAUAAUAUUAAUAUGAUAUCUUUGAGAGAAGAAGCUGCGGAAUGGGCAUGUUUCUUUGGUGAUGAAACAUGUAGAGAAACAGCUUACAAAGAAUUCCAAAACUACAUGAUUCUUAUUUCUAAACACAAAUGGUUAUUUAUAGCUGAUUUCCAAGGGCCUGGAGCUCGACAGAUAUUUCCGUGCUGGGAUGAGCCGGAUACCAGGACCAAUUUUACUAUUUCCAUAAAGCAUGAUCGAUAUUAUAGGGCUUUAUCGAAUGCAAAAGUUACUAACAUGUUCAGCGAUAAGCAUGAAAAGUAUUGGACACAUUUCGAACCAACCGUUGAAAUACCUCCUCAUCAUAUAAUGAUUCUAUUGCACGAUUUUAAACAAGUUGAUGACUCAAACGUGUGGUGUAGAGAACAAGUGAAACAAGACAUGGAAUUUUUACAGUCAACUGUUAAAUUUGCCAUAGAUUAUUUAAAAUUUCAUUUUGACGACAUAAUACAUCCACUAACACUGACCCAUGUUGUAAUUCCGGGUUUCUUGGACUCAGGCAUGCAAAGUUGGGGAAUUAUCCUUUAUAGAGAGACAAAUGUCCUCUACGAUGAAAAAUUAGAUUUCAUUGCUUGGAAAGUUGAAAGGGCAUUCAUGAUAGCACGUAAAAUCGCACAUCAAUACAUUAGCAAUCUCAUAGCCCAACCUUCAUGGUUUUAUCUUUGGUUAAAUGAAGGUAUUGCUACAUUUUUAGCAAUGAAAACAGUGAAUCAGCGCUUUUUAACAGUAUAUCCCCAUUUGAUGGAUUUAUUUGUUGUAAAAUUUCAACAUGAGUCUCUCCGUUUGAAUGAUUAUUAUAAUAUGUCUCUCAUACAUGAAACUGAUACAUCAUCUGACAUUGAUUCAAUUUUUUCUAUUACUCAUUAUAUUAAAGCGCCUGUCUUUGUACGAUUAUUGGAUAAAAUGCUACCUAAAGAUAUGCUUUGUACAAGUAUCGCCGAUUAUAUAAAAGACAAGUUUAAAUCUGUCAUUACUUGGACUACUCCUCUCGAACAGUUUUUUGCUGUCAUACAAAACAAUUUAAUGAGUGUAGGAUCUAAUUAUACAGAACAUAUCGACGUAAAAACGAUAUUCACUCAGUGGACAAAACAGAAGCGCUACCCUAUGUUGGAGGUGCAGCGAAUAUCUUUCCUAAACAAGGUUAAAGUAUAUGUAGUUGAACCAUGUCCCGAAAAUUUGUCGAUACCUGUAACUUAUAUUACACAGACGAAUCCUCAUCUUAUACAUAACGCAUGGCUAGAAAAGUCAAAUUUAGAUUUACCUGUUUAUAGUAGCGACUGGAUCAUUAUCAAUAUACAACAAAUUGGAUAUUAUCGUGUUAAUUAUGAUUACGAUAUUUG